Molecule: messenger RNA, 2385 nt
Organism: Blastomyces dermatitidis ER-3
Lineage: Eukaryota; Fungi; Ascomycota; Eurotiomycetes; Onygenales; Ajellomycetaceae
Exons: 1
Coding region: 798-1790 (330 amino acids)
Source: RefSeq, a predicted model, not a curated record
GGGCAUUGGAGCAAGGUUUAAUCCAACAUCCAACAUACGGUCAACCUGGAAUAGAUCCGACUUGACUUCAUCGCAUCCAUGUUCAUGUCGUGGCAUGGGUUCAGGCUUCUUUGGAUUGCCUGUUCUUAGAUGAACCAGAGUGAGGACACCUUGCUGUGUCCCCCAGAGGAUGGAAAAAAUGACACCGACGAUGGUAUCUGAAGCUUGCCUCCUGCUAGCUUAAUGAGCUCCUCACUAACCCUAUAACUUAUAAAUCAGCCUCAUCUCCCCCCUCAUAAGCGCAGUUGGGCUGAUGGCGUUGAUUAUUUUUGUUCAUGAUUUUCUGCAUGUGGAACCCUUCCAACCGUUGCUUGAAUACGGGGGGGAAAUCGCCUUGGGUCGUAUAUUUCGCUAUCACCCGCCAAGGACAAGGCUCCGUCGCAAACUAGUGCGGCUGGAAUACGAAAAACACGGGCUCCCCGUUUAACUACAGUUGGUCUUUGGGGACGCUUGAUAAGUGGAAUUCCCUCUCCAUUUGACAUGGCUCAAUCGCCAACUUCCCCAUGAAAAUAUUUACCAUCGAGUUGUCAUUCGUGAUUCGAAUGCCCUCCCAACAAUGAUACCUUAGGAUUACCGCUUCAAAUCGUCCAAAUUAACGGAGAAAGGCCAUUCUUCUUCGAUCUCCAGAAGCCUUCAGGCGAUUUUAUUGAGGUCGGCUUGCUGGAAGAGGUCUAUUGCCGCCGUCCUAUGUCCUUUUGAUCAACACCCCCAAGCUGCAUUGCACAGCGCUGCCUCCUUGCAGCUGCCUCUCUUUCCCAAUGAAAUCUCUACUACUUUUCACUUUCAAUAUCUUCCUCCUGGUCGGCGUGUCUCAUGCGUGGACCUUGCUUUGGCACGAUGCAAACAAUGCAGAACAUUUCCAUACGGGCAGAACUACAAAAGGUUGUUCGGAGAUCAAUAUGUCAAAAGGGAAGCAGUACAAAUUUGAUCCCCAAGGCACGGAAUUUUGCGUUCAUAUGUUCGCCGACGAUAAGUGCCAGGACGAAAACGGCUGGUCGUGUCUGGUCUGGGGUCCCAGGAACUUAGGCCAGCCGUGGGUGAGGUCGUAUCUCAUCGACACGAUCGACGGCAAUGGUAACAACAGGGCGUCGAAGCGGCUGCCGUCGGCGACGACGACAACAUCGAAGAAAAAUGACCCCACAGCAACGGAUAGCAAGUCCUCAAAAAAGCCUGUACCAACUGCCAAUGAGACCUCUACCUCAAGAAAGACUGGAGAAACUGCUACAACUGCCGAACCCACAACGCUCUCUACUCAGGGUAGUAUCACAGCGCAGGGGACUGAUGUGACACCCGGUCCAUCACCAACAGAUCAAGAGGACCCAGAAGCAGCAUCGCCGGGGCCGUCAGAGGGGGGCUCAUCAAUGUCCGGAGGAGCAAUUGCCGGGACAGCGAUUGGGGUAUGCGCAGGCGUCGGCGUCCUAGCCGCCUUUGGAUUCCUAGCCUACCGUCGACGUCGAACUAAGACAGAUACCGCACCUCCAGUCAACAGUUAUGAUAAUCCUCUCCCCCCACCACCGCCAGAAAAACCGGCGCAAUUCGCGCCGACGAAAAAACACGAAUACCACCCCAGUCCCAGCGAGCUCGAUUCCAAACCAACAUCGCCAGACGGCUACCCGCCGCCACCCCCUUUUUCCGUUGUAGAGAAGGAUGCGGGCAGUCACUCUAACUGGGCCCACGUGGCGGAGCUGCCCGAUAAUUCUGCCGCUCCUAUAGCAGAGCUCUCCGCCUCGCCGCCGGCCGGGCGGUAUUGAUUCGGUUUUAAGGAACAUAUAGACGGAAUGGGAAUAUACUUGAGAGCUUAAGAGCUUGAGAGGGUACAGAUUUCUCAGAUUGCAUAUUUGAUGGAUUUUCAUACCUCUUUGAGACCGAUUGGUUUCGUUCCUCCCUCUUUUUUCUUUGGUUGUUUUGUUAGCCUUAGUGUAUAUAGCUUCUUGAAUACUUGAUGUUCGAUGUGAAUCUUCAUAAUGGGAUCUAAUCGUACCUAUCCAUCUCGACACACCCACGUUCAAUAUCAGAGAUUUAUUUUGCAUAUUCCAAAGAGUUUUCUAUCUUUUUCCAGGCCGCCUUUUCCACAGCCUCGAGAAUAUAUACAUAUAGAUGUUUGGGGUAUUUCCGCGAAUAGGCAGUUAUUACCUCAAGCUAAUUACGUGAAUUUCUCUAGAACACAUUUUAUUUGAUGUGAUAAAAAAAUUUCACGACUUGAAACCCCAAAAAGCCCAGAGGGAGUAUUUGAAAAAUGAACUCUUCGAUGGAAACUAUGAACAAAAAUCAUAUUGCUGCAAUAACUAAACUAUUUUAUGAUUUAGAAAUGCCAACAAUUGCAUGUUGAUCCUGCUUAUAUCUCAG